Molecule: messenger RNA, 978 nt
Organism: Daucus carota subsp. sativus
Lineage: Eukaryota; Viridiplantae; Streptophyta; Magnoliopsida; Apiales; Apiaceae
Product: CBS domain-containing protein CBSX3, mitochondrial
Exons: 5
Coding region: 186-818 (210 amino acids)
Source: RefSeq, a predicted model, not a curated record
AACUUAUGGAUGAAAUUAAACCCCUCAACACAAGUGUUCUUUCCUUUAACCUGCUUGCUCAAGAAAUUCCGCAUUUCUAAGAAGUUAGAUUCAGGAAGUUAUCUCGAACUCAUUUAUUCCCAUGGUCUGUCUGUCUUAUUUCAAGCACAUCUUCCGGGAAGUCAUAUUCAUUUCCAGGUUAAAAAAUGCAUGCUCUUACAAAAAUAAUUAGAACUUACCAAGAGACAUGCAGGCUUGCGGUUCUACAGCACUGGCAUUUGCAAGCAUCUGCACAUUAUGGAUGUGUCCCAUCUUCAGUUACGCCUAAGGGGAUUACAGAAGAGAAAUCUCCUACGAUGCAAGAUAAAGGCCUGGAGAAUACAACAGUUGCAGAGGUAUUGAUGACAAAGGGUGAAGAGAAAGUAGGGUCAUGGAUCUGGUGCCGCGCUGAUGACACUGUACAUGAUGCAGUGAAGCAAAUGGCACAAAAUAAUAUAGGUUCCCUGGUGGUCUUGAAGCCAGGAGAUAGCCAGUUAAUUGCAGGAAUUUUCACAGAAAGAGACUAUUUGAGGAAAAUGAUAGCCCAGGAAAGGCCAGCUAAAUACACGAAAGUCAUGGAAGUCAUGACUGGACAGAACAAGCUAAUAGCAGUAACAUCUGAUACCAACAUUCUUCAGGCAAUGCAGCUCAUGACAGAUAAUCAAAUACGGCACAUCCCAGUGAUAGAUGGAAGAAUUGUUGGAAUGAUUUCAAUAGUAGAUGUUGUAAGAGCAGUGGUUGGCCAGCAAACUGGGGAAAUGAAGCGGCUAAAUGAGUUUAUCAAGGGAGAUUACUAUUGAUAUACUGUGACAGAGAUUGAUAUUAUUCACUACCUGUUCUUUUAUUACAUCAAGCUGUUGUAAACAUCUAAAGAUUAGGAGAAAUAAAGGACUACCAACAAUUUUAUGAUUUAUGUAUUAAUGAACUUGAGAGUUAUUGCAUCCAUAUUAGGAAUGCAUA